GCGGAAUUAGCCCGGAUGACAUCAGCUUCCCAGCCCCCCGGGCGGGCCCAGCUCAUUGGCGCGGCGGCCCCUCCAGGACCCGCACAUUGUUCCCCGCCCCCGCCUCGGCCACCGCCGCCGCGGUCGCCGCCGCCACCGGGCUAUAAAAAACCGGCGGAGCCCCGAAAGGUGCGGAUGCUUAUUAUAGACCAACGCGACAUCACCGCCCGGAGCCCGGUUCUCCACUGCGGCUUUUGGGAAGGAGCUCCUCUAAGUGCAUCCACAGAGGCGUGCGCAAAGCUCCGAGGGCCGAGGGAGGGAGGGAGGACCCCGCGAGAGCUGCGACUAUCCCUCGGGGCCAUGGACUCGGACGCCAGCCUGGUGUCCAGUCGCCCGUCGUCACCAGAGCCCGAUGACCUUUUUCUGCCGGCCCGGAGCAAAGGCAGUGGCGGCAGCGGCUUCACGGGGGGCACGGUGUCCUCGUCCACGCCGAGCGACGGCCCUCCGGAGCUGAGCGCAGAGCUGCGCGGCGCCAUGGGCGCGGCGGGCGCGCACCCCGGGGACAAGCUGGGCGGCGGCGGCGGCGGCGGCUUCAAGUCAGCCUCGUCCAGCACUUCGUCGUCCGCAUCGUCGGCGGCCGCGUCGUCCACCAAGAAGGACAAGAAGCAGAUGACGGAGCCCGAGCUGCAGCAGCUACGCCUCAAGAUCAACAGCCGCGAACGCAAGCGCAUGCACGACCUCAACAUCGCCAUGGACGGGCUGCGCGAGGUCAUGCCGUACGCGCACGGCCCGUCGGUGCGCAAGCUCUCCAAGAUCGCCACGCUGCUGCUGGCGCGCAACUACAUCCUCAUGCUCACCAACUCCCUGGAGGAGAUGAAGCGACUGGUGAGCGAGAUCUACGGCGGCCACCACGCGGGCUUCCACCCGUCGGCCUGCGGCGGCCUGGCGCACUCGGCGCCCCUGCCCGCCGCCACGGCGCACCCCGCGGCCGCCGCGCACGCCGCGCACCACCCCGCGGGCGGCAGCGGGGGCGGGGGCGGCUUCCAGCACUGGGGCGGCAUGCCCUGUCCCUGCAGCAUGUGCCAGGUGCCGCCGCCGCACCACCACGUGUCGGCCAUGGGCGCCGGCAGCCUGCCGCGCCUCACCUCCGACGCCAAGUGAGCUGCCGGCCGCCUGCGCGUUCUGGCGAACGGAGGGACCCGGGGGCUGCGGGGAAGCGAGGCCUGGCCGGCACUGGGGCCCGGGAGCUCAGUUCCCAAGAUCACAGGACGUUGGGCUGGGGGUGGGGGUGGGGCGCAAUGAUGAGGACGUCAGCACUGGGGAACCGAAGCAAUUGGGGGGCGCGCACCGGACAGUGGGGAGUGACAGGGCCGUGCGCUCUGGGUGCAGCCCUCUCUGGCUUUAAACAGCGCUGCUCCGAAAGAAACCAUUGUAAAAGAAGGCUCUGCUGUGUGCACCCCUCCCGCGACCCCCCCCCCCCCCUCCCACUUCCAAAAAAAGUGAUUCUUAAAUUGGAGGUUUCUUCUAGGAUGCGGGCCGCGCGCGCUCGGCCCUGGCAGCCCUCCGUUACAUGGGGGAGGAGGAGGAGGAGGGAGGACCGCGUUGGGGACUUCCUCUCCUUCCUCCUUUCUUGGCGGGUAGGAGACUUGGGAGAAGCUGUAUUCCAGGAGCGGCCGUCAGGCCUCGCCUUCAAGGGUCGUCUCUGGCCCUCAGCCAGGGGCUACGAGCUAGCUGAAAAUUGGCACCCGGUACCAGAAGCGUUGACGGUCUCGUCCAAUGUGGGUUAAACGACAACUGUCUGAGAACUACUGCGGUUCCUGCCUGUCGCCCCUAUUGCUUUUGAGGGUGUGGUUUUGUUUUGUUUUGUUUUUUUUUUAAUAAAUCUAUGUUCCGCAUUCAACAAUACAAGCAGGCCUUCUAGAAAGUCAGACUAGAACCACUUGUGGAUUGGAAUAAUCUCAAACUGUCGACUUUGGGGGCGGUUUUUGUUUUUGUUUUUUGUUUUUGUUUUUGUUUUUGUUGUUUUCGGAUAGACUCUCCCUCCCUGCCUCCCCAUUCUUUCCGUCUGUAAGCACUAAGUGAUUUGGUUUAUUGCCCGACUGGGGGCAGUCAUUCUGAUACCCGAGGGUUUGACGGAACUCAAAGGCUGUUGCUGUGAAUGUGGUUGGAGUUACCUGGGAGUUCUGUUGGCUUUUGAGGUUUUUCUUUCUCGGGUGUGUAAAUAUAUUAUCAGUAAUGAGGCCAGUGCUGCUGCGAAGCUGUUUGCUCACGUGACUGCCAGCCCCACCGGAGUCUGAGCCUGGCCUCCUAUAUGUCGGUUUCUUUUUGCCACGUUUAACACGAAUGACAAACUCUCCCACGUGCUUCUCGCGGCCUCCGAGAACUGCCUGGGCGCCUCCCGCGCGUUGCGGUACCGGGCUUUACAGCGUCUGCCGCGUAACAUCUCUCCUCCGCUCGCGGUCCUGCAGAGUGUAUCAUCUGUUUUAUUUUUGUAAAAAGAAAAAAAAAAGUGCUAAAUAAUAUUUAUUACUUGUUUGGUUGCAAAAACGAAAUAAAUGAUCGAGUGUUGAGAUUUUAAAUAAAAGUGACAAGUCC
Messenger RNA from Herpailurus yagouaroundi (jaguarundi), 2574 nucleotides. RefSeq names its product oligodendrocyte transcription factor 2 (gene OLIG2). Gene Ontology annotation, cellular component: nucleus. The transcript has 3 exons. The record is from RefSeq and is a predicted model, not a curated record. Gene Ontology annotation, biological process: oligodendrocyte cell fate specification; sensory organ development; myelination. Gene Ontology annotation, molecular function: E-box binding; protein dimerization activity; DNA-binding transcription factor activity, RNA polymerase II-specific. NCBI's taxonomy places the organism in Eukaryota, Metazoa, Chordata, Mammalia, Carnivora, Felidae. Bases 16 to 1140 code for a protein of 374 amino acids.